AUGGUUGUUCGGGACCCGCGUUUUGAGUCGCUCUGUGGGGAGUACGACGAGGGCAGGUGGGCAGUGGGGGAGGAAUGGGAGGGACAGGGGGGAGGCGGGGAUGGGGGGGGGACGGGUGGAGGUCCGCGAUUUGAGUCGCUCUGUGAGGAGUACGACGAGGGCAGGUGGGCACUGGGGAAAGAAGGGGAGGAGGGGGCAGGGAGGGGUGGAGGGAGGGAACGGGGGGGAAAGAGGGACCCACUAUUAAGGAAGUGA
Closterium sp. Naga37s-1 is the source of this 255-nucleotide messenger RNA. Lineage: Eukaryota; Viridiplantae; Streptophyta; Zygnematophyceae; Desmidiales; Closteriaceae. The record is from the annotation of a GenBank genome assembly.